AUGUGCAACAUCUUCAAUUACCGAUAUUUAGACCGAACCCAUCUGAAGGGAUUCGAAAAUUACAAGUACAACUCGAAGGACACCAGCCCACUGAGCAACUAUGUUAUGCACCCCUUCUGGAAUCUCACCGUCAAGGUGGUGCCCAUGUGGAUGGCCCCCAAUGUGCUCACCACCGUGGGCUUCCUCUUCACCGUCAGCAAUGGCCUUCUGCUGAGUGUGUACGACUGGCAGUUCUUCGCCUCCAGUGACACUGCCCCCGCCUACCCGCCCAUUCCGCCCAUUGUCUGGCUGCUGUGCGCCGUCUUCCACUUUCUGGCGCACACGCUGGACGGCAUUGACGGGAAGCACGCCCGUCGCACCAAGUCCAGUGGUCCGCUGGGCGAGCUGAUGGACCACGGCAUGGACAGCUGGACGUCCUUCUUCAUUCCCUUCUGCAUUUACUCCAUCUUUGGCCGGGCCGACUACUCACAGACUCCGCUGCACAUGCUCUACAUCUUCUGGACCAUCUAUAUCACCUUCUACCUCUCUCACUGGGAGAAGUACAACACCGGCAUUCUCUACCUUCCCUGGAGCUACGACGCCUCUCAAAUUGGCCUCUUUGCGCUCUAUCUGGUCACCUACUUUAACGGCUACGGCACCUGGAAGUACACUAUCUGGGGCCUCACCAAUGGACAGAUCUUUGAAGUUCUCUCUUUCGCUGCUGCCAGCUCCAACUUCAACUACAACAUCAACGGCGCGUCCACUGCAGUGGCCACCAGUUUCAACCAGUUUCUACCUCCCCCACCGGACGCAAGUGCGGGCGGCAGCCAGUACGCCAGCCUGCAGUUGCCUCCCCCUGGAAACGCCUACCUCAGCUACGACUACAAGCCACCACCGGGCAACAGCUCUCUCAACUACCCUGGCAGUAGCAGUUCUCACCACGAAGCCUUCAACUCAGGUCACCUGCCCGGUGCCGCCCUGCCCGGCAAUGGCGCCGGCAAUCUAUCCUUCAAGACGAUCACUGCCGAGGGCUUCAACAACACCUGCAUUGAGCUGGAGUACAGCGCAGCGGCCGCGGCAGCUGCCGGCAUGGCCAGCGCCUUCGGCGGCACUGCUCCCGCCAUCAGCAGCUCAUCAGCGCCCUUCGGCGACAGUGGUCAGCAUGUGGCCACUCGCUUUCACAGUCCAUUCAACUGA
This is a messenger RNA of Rhagoletis zephyria (snowberry fruit fly), 1176 nucleotides long. The record is from RefSeq and is a predicted model, not a curated record. Lineage: Eukaryota; Metazoa; Arthropoda; Insecta; Diptera; Tephritidae.